AUGCCCACCUCCUCUCCCGUCCACUCUCCCAGUCAAUCCAAUGGUCAAAGGAGUCUUUCCCGUGAGAGUGACGACAUUUCAACUCGCCCGAGUCUUUCCAGAGCGUCCUCACCAUCCGACCACGACGGUUUAAUGUCAGACGUUGAAUCUUCCAAGCCUCUCUUACCCUCGUUGAGGGACUUCUGCAGCGGCCGUCUACCUUCCAACGGCGGGUCAGCCCUCGAUGCCCGAAUUCGCGAUCUUGGCUUGGAACAACCACUUCCAGGGCCUCCUCCCGCACCCCGUGCCGUCUCCUCUGGACAUUAUUCUCCUUCUCCACCCAUAAGUCACCGCUCCUCGAGCACUAGGACCAGAGACGACGAACCUGAGUGGCGCAUGAUGGUAGACGCUUCUGCCCCAUCUCCAGACUCUGCACCGUCCAGUGCCCACUGCUCGCCAUACCAGAAUGAACGCGAGCUUCCACGCUUCAUCGAAAGACCCCCACAGCCCCACCCUGGCCACGAGCACUCGCCCCGUCGUCGGUCUUCAUCCAUCGAAUCCGACUCUGAUGACAGCUAUGCUUCAGUGCAUCGAGACCCAUAUCCACGGACGUGUUUACUGCUGAAUCGUCGUCAUAAUGCACCACCUGUCUACUACAGGUCUCAUUCCUUUGGCACUGACGAAUCCCGGUAUGACCGUCAAAGCCUUGGACUGCGUCCUGCUUUCCCACAACCCAGUACAUCAACAGUGUCCUAUCGCGACACCAGCCAACCAGAUCCUUACCGACCCAACAACAACGGCAAUAAUAACAACCCUCCCAGCCCCAACUGGGAAGACCAUGUCGAGAAAGCUGGGCGAGUUAACGGUACAGGACCUGUGAUGUUUACAUGUCGGUGGAAGAAAGACAACGAUCAAUUCUGCAAUUACACUGGCAAGAAGCAGCUCGCCAAACGGCACGUCGAGUCCGUGCAUCUGGCCAAGAAACCUCACGUAUGCCCAACAUGUCAAAAACCGUUUCCACAGAAAACUUCCCUGGAUAUUCACAUCCGUUCAGUGCACACCUUUGAGAAAUCCAUCAAAUGUGACCACUGCGACGCUUGUUUCAGUGACCCCGCCCGACGCCACAAGCAUAUCGGCGUUGCUCACCCUGACAAGGUUGUGAAGAAGGCUCGGCGUAAGAUCGCAUUUGACGAGAUUCAGCAUUUGCUUGUCAAAACAUAG
This is a messenger RNA of Coprinopsis cinerea okayama7#130, 1200 nucleotides long. RefSeq lists its product as hypothetical. NCBI's taxonomy places the organism in Eukaryota, Fungi, Basidiomycota, Agaricomycetes, Agaricales, Psathyrellaceae. Gene Ontology annotation, cellular component: nucleus. The record is from RefSeq and is a predicted model, not a curated record. The transcript has 9 exons. The coding region runs from base 1 to 1200 and encodes 399 amino acids.